Messenger RNA from Solanum verrucosum, 2034 nucleotides. RefSeq lists its product as uncharacterized. Lineage: Eukaryota; Viridiplantae; Streptophyta; Magnoliopsida; Solanales; Solanaceae. The transcript is spliced from 6 exons. The record is from RefSeq and is a predicted model, not a curated record. Bases 1 to 2034 code for a protein of 677 amino acids.
AUGGUGCAGCAACCACCAGCUUGGUGUGAAGUAUGUGGAGGUGGAGAUCACGAUGUUGAGGGUGGUAAUCAAAACCAACACCAAGGACAAGCCAGUACAGGGCACAAGGUAGUGGACAACAGUACAAUCAGCAAAGCCAUGGAAACCAGCAAGGUCAUGGUAAAUGUUGUGAGUACUCGUAGUGGUCAUCCAUUAGAGGAGUUAACACCAAAGGCAAAAGCUGCUGAAGAAAAAGGAAAACAGGUAGAUAAAGCGGAACCAAGUGAGCAAAGGGUGAAUGAGAAACCAAAAGCAAAACCACCUCCUCCAUUCCCACAGAAAUUCAAAAAGCAGAAGGAGGAGGAAUGUUUCGGUAAGUUUAUUGAAUUACUCAAACAAGUACAUGUUAACUUGCCUUUGAUUGAUGUGUUUCAGGGUAUUCCUAAGUAUGCCAAAUAUGUGAAAGGUGUGGUAGCCAACAAGAGUAGAUUGGCUGAGUAUGCAACAGUGACACUCACUGAGGAGUGCAGUUCUAGGAUCCAGAAUAGUCUCCCAACUAAGUUGAAAGAUCCAGGCAGUUUUACUGUGCAUAUAAAAAUUGGUAAGUGCAUUGAGGCAAUAGGGUUGUGCGAUUUGGGUGCAAGUAUCAACUUGAUGCCUACGUCCAUAUUUCUCAAGUUGGGACUAGGAAGGCCCAAGUCCAAAACCAUUAUGUUGCAGUUACCCGACCGUUCGGUAGCAAGGCCAGAUGGUGUUAUUGAGGAUAUCUUAGUCCAAGUGGGAACUGUGAUUUUCCCCAUAGACUUUGUCAUCUUGGAUUUUGAGCCAGAGAUUCCAUUUAUUUUGGGACGCCCAUUCCUAGCAAUCGGUGGUGUGUUAAUUGAUGUGGCGGCUGGUAGACUGACAAUGAGGGCUCAUGACAAGGUAGAGGUAUUUGAUGUGUACAAGGCAAUGAAGUUGCCUGCAAUAUAUGAGGAGCUGUCAGCAAUUACAGUCAUUGAUGAGGAAAUGGCAACUAAAUAUGUUGAAGCCCUAGACCCUUUAGAUAAAGUGUUAAUUGGGCAAGACAUUGAGGGAUAUGUUGAAGCCCAGGAGUUGGCUAACGUUCUAGAUGUCCCGAAUGUUGAGGCCUCUCUAAAAAUAUUGAGGAAGAGGAAAAAGGCGAUAGGCUGGCAAAUGGCUGACAUACAUGGCAUCAACCCAGCUUUUUGCAUGCACAUGAUAUUUAUGGAAGAGGGCCACAAGUCAAGUGUACAACCUCAACACAGACUAAACCCAAUGAUGAAAGAUAUGGUGUGCAAAGAGCUUUCAGGAUACAACCAAAUUGUGAUUCCACCAGAGGACCAGGAGAAAACUACAUUUACUAGUCCGUAUGGGACAUAUGCUUUCAAGGGAAUGUCGUUUGGGCUAUGCAAUGCUCUAGCCACCUUCCAAAGAUGCAUGAUUGCUAUUUUUCAUGAUAUGGUUGCAGAUUUUGUGGAGAUAUUCAUGGAUGACUUCUCAGUCUUUGGGGAGUCUUUUGACAUGUGUCUAGAGAAUUUGGAUAGGCAAUACAUUCAAGCUUUUGAGUCUUUGAAGAAAAUGUUAAUAGAAGCUCCAAUCCUGACUUCCCCAAAUUGGGAGCUUCCUUUUGAGCUGAUGUGUGACGCAAGUGAUGUGGCUGUAGGAGCAGUGUUAGGGCAAAUGAAAGAAAAGGUAUUUCACUCAAUAUAUUAUGCAAGCAAAACACUAGAUGCAGCCCAAACAAACUACACAGUGAUCAAAAAAGAAAUCCUAGCCUUGGUCUAUGCUUUUGACAAAUUUAGAUCUUACCUGGUAGGGACUAAAGUUGUUGUUUAUACUGACCAUGCAGCUAUCAGGUACCUGUUCAAUAAGAAGGAUGCAAAGCCACGAUUAAUUAGGUGGAUUCUAUUGCUGCAAGAGUUUGACAUAGAGAUCAAGGAUCGAAGAGGUUCUGAAAACCAGAUCACUUAUCAAGAUUGGAGAGUUCGUCACAUGUGGGAGAGCAAGGUCAGAUCCGGGAAGAGUUUCCUGAUGAACAACUAUUGGCGCUAG